Molecule: messenger RNA, 882 nt
Organism: Sciurus carolinensis (gray squirrel)
Lineage: Eukaryota; Metazoa; Chordata; Mammalia; Rodentia; Sciuridae
Gene: Rarres2
Product: retinoic acid receptor responder 2
Exons: 5
Coding region: 162-653 (163 amino acids)
Biological process (GO): inflammatory response; regulation of lipid catabolic process
Molecular function (GO): signaling receptor binding
Source: RefSeq, a predicted model, not a curated record
GCAGAAGCCGGGAAGAGGCUGACGGUGCGCCAGGUCUGAGCCGCGGAAGGUUGGCAGAGACCCGAGGGCGUCGAGGAGGUGAGGAGGGGCGAGCCGCCGCGGGAGGCAGCUGGACGAGCGGAGAGUGGGCGCAGGGUGGCCAGGGCAACUGAGGUGAAGCCAUGUGGCAGCUUCCUAUCCUGCUGGCCCUGUGGUUGGGCUCAGUGGGCAUGGGCAGGGCCGAGCUCACAGGGGUGCAGCACAGAGCCCUACAAGUGGCCCUGGAGGAGUUCCACAAGCACCCACCGGUGCAAUGGGCCUUCCAGAAGACCAGUGUGGACAGCGCUGUGGACACGCCCUUCCCAGCAGGCACCUUUGUGAGGUUGGAAUUUAAGCUCCAGCAGACAAACUGCAGGAAGAAAGACUGGAAGAAACCUGAGUGCAAGGUCAAGCCCGCUGGGAGGAAGCGAAAAUGCCUGGCCUGCAUCAAACUGGACUCCGAAGAUAAAGUUCUGGGCCGGAUGGUCCACUGCCCCAUACAGCAAGGACGAUGGCAGGAGCCCCAGGAACACCAGGAGACGCAGUGCAGCAGGGUGGAGCGGGCUGGCGAGGACCCCCACAGCUACUACUUCCCUGGACAAUUUGCCUUCCUGAAGGUGCUGCCCGGCAGCUGAGCCCUGCACUGGUAGGCAGCCGGGGCUGGAGAAGGCUGCGGUGGACUGUGGGGGAGGGAGGGAUGGGUUAGAGCCGCAGGCAAGCUGGGACUCCCUACCCACAGCUCAGUGCGUUCUUUGUAGAAUUUUGUCCCACUUCCUGCACAGCUGAGCAGGGUGCCUUGUGGAAGGCCCUCCCUCUCAGGCCAAAGAUCCAUUCAUAUCCUGAGCUAAUAAAACUGCUCUCAGA